Messenger RNA from Perognathus longimembris pacificus (Pacific pocket mouse), 2460 nucleotides. It is a transcript of the gene Fam43a, whose product is annotated as family with sequence similarity 43 member A. The record is from RefSeq and is a predicted model, not a curated record. Lineage: Eukaryota; Metazoa; Chordata; Mammalia; Rodentia; Heteromyidae. Bases 297 to 1586 code for a protein of 429 amino acids. The transcript has a single exon.
GUGUGCGUGUGUGUGUAUGCUUUCCCUCUAUUCUCCGCCUUUGCACACCCAAAGCUAAGUGGUUUUUUUUUUCUUUUAAAAAAUAUAUAUAUUUCUGCCCCUGCGGUAUUCCCUAGCACCAUCUGCCCUCUUCUGCACCCCCUCCUCCGGCUAUCCCUACUACUGGGCUGCUCACAGCAAGAGUAUUAUUUUUCCGUCCUGCCCCGGGCCAAGCCCAGCCUGGGUUGGCGGCUCAGCGGGGCUCGCACCCGGCGCUCGGCCGCCGCCGCCCCGCUCUGCCGCGGCGCCCUCCGGAGAUGCUGCCGUGGAAGAAGCACAAGUUUGAGCUGCUGGCCGAGGCGCCGCCGCGGCAGGCGUCCAAACCCAAAGGCUACGCGGUGAGCCUGCACUACUCGGCACUCAGCUCGUUGGCGCGGGCUUGCCCCGAAGGCGCCCUCAGCCGGGUGGGCAGCAUGUUCCGCUCCAAGCGCAAGAAGCUGCACAUUACCAGCGAGGACCCCACGUACACCGUGCUCUACCUGGGCAACGCCACUACCAUCCAGGCGCGCGGCGAUGGCUGCACCGACCUCGCCGUGGGCAAGAUCUGGAGCAAGAGCGAGGCGGGCCGUCAAGGCACCAAGAUGAAGCUGACUGUGAGUGCGCAAGGGAUCCGCAUGGUGCACGCCGAGGAGCGCGCGCUGCGCCGCCCGGGCCACCUCUACCUGCUGCACCGCGUUACCUACUGCGUGGCGGACGCGCGACUCCCCAAGGUCUUCGCCUGGGUGUACCGGCACGAGCUCAAGCACAAGGCGGUCAUGCUGCGCUGCCACGCCGUGCUGGUGUCCAAACCCGAGAAGGCCCAGGCCAUGGCCCUGCUGCUCUACCAGACGUCAGCCAACGCUCUGGCGGAGUUUAAACGUCUCAAGCGGCGGGACGACGCGCGGCACCAGCAACAGGAGCUGGUGGGCGCGCACACCAUCCCGUUAGUGCCGCUGCGCAAGCUGCUCCUGCACGGCCCCUGCUGCUACAAGCCCCCGGUGGAGCGCAGCCGCAGCGCGCCCAAGCUGGGCUCCAUCACCGAGGACCUGCUCGGCGAAGAGCAGGAGUUGCGGGAGGAAGAGGAAGAGGAGCACCCCGAGGGCUGCCUGGAAGAGGAGGAUGAGGAGGACCUGGGCCGGGUGGGGGAGGGGGACCCCGCGGAGGAGGCCGAGGAACAGGGGGCGCUGGUGGUGACCACGCACAUCGAGUGUGGGGACUUGCUGGACACGCUGGACAAUGGCUGCGAGGAGGCGCUGGGCGGUGGCGGGGUCAUACUGGGGCCGGGGGCCGGAACGCCGCCCUCCGCACUGCCCGGCAGCGCCUCCGACGCCGACAUGAAGGCCCAGCUGUCGCAGCUCAUUAGCGACCUGGGCGAGCUCAGCUUCGGCAACGACGUGCGCACCCUGCAGGCGGACUUGCGGGUGACGCGGCUGCUGUCGGGAGAGAGCACCGGCAGCGAGAGCUCCAUCGAGGGCGGGGGCCCAGAUGCCACCCCGGCCUCUGUCACCGUCGGAGACCCAUCUGGCCCCGCCGACAGCGCCAGCCUGGAUGAGUCCCACUCGGGUUGAGUUUCCAUCAGACCCCUCACUUCUGGUACCCUACAGUGGUUCCCCAACCGUGGUCUGGUCCCCUGCUUGCCCCACCCCAACCCCCACUCACAGGAAAGGGGAAAUGGGGGAACGUGAGGCCCAGACCUCAGCUUGGGACCCAGGUCUUGAGUUCCUCGUGGCCUCUUUCCCCAUCACCCCCUGUGCCCCAACACUGAGGUGGCCCAGGUUGCUGGUGGGGAUUUAGUGAGAAAGGAGGAAACGCCACGAGCCACCACGGAAUCAGCCUCUCUGGGAUGGGGAUGAGGUGAAAAGUUGGAAACGUCCACCAGCUAGCUUGAGGGCCUGAGGCCAGUUUCCUGUUUGGGAAACAGCUGGGACCUCAGGGGGAAGGGUCAGCUUCCUCCUGCCACCCCCUCGCGGGGAGGCCUCACUGACAUUGACUUCUCACUGAAAAAUCACAAUGUCUGAGGCCUAAUACCACCCCUCAUCCCCAGGGUUUUUGUUUUUGUUUUUGGUGCAAGAGAGCUUGAGCUGUUUACCUCAGACUCAGACUCUUAAAAUUCUGCCAAAUUCCUCAAAUAACUAUAUUUGGGGUGGGGGAUGGGGAUGAGAACGAAUUGCAUUUUGUUUACAGUUUAAGACAUCUAAUAUUUAAAAGGAGUUUUCUUUUAGAAACACACACCUUCCUCCUGGUCCCAAAGAUCUCACUCCAUGAUGCUGUGUAAAAUAUUUUUGCACUGUUGUGAAGUAUUUUUGACAUCUUUUUUUUUUUGUAUAUAACUGUGUUCUCAGAGCUGAAUGUUUAUAUAUCUUUUGCUGUGCAAAAGAGUAUGUAAAAUGUUGUUCAGUUGUAUAUACAGAAAUGUGUAUAAAACAUUUUGUUAUUUUUUGA